CAUCCAUCCAUCCAUCCAUCGGUCCGUACUUGCAGAACUCUCGCCCCGCGCCGGACGGCUGGAGCUGGUUAUGGCCAGGCCACCCCAGGCCAAAGACCCCAGCGACCUGGCAAGGUCACGGGAAGAGCUGCCACUGUCCUUCCAGACUUUCCGGACCUCCACCGAGCCCACCCCCGCCUACGGAUACCACCUUGCCUCCGGCCUGGACAGCCUGGAGCACAUGCGAGACCGAGAGUUCGGCCGGUUGCGAGGAACUACUUACCUGGAUCACGCAGGAGCGACCCUGUUUCCCCAAAGCCAACUCACAAGGUUUAUGAAAGAUCUGUCUGAAAAUGUUUAUGGCAACCCUCACAGCCAGAACCUCAGCAGCAAGUUAACAUUCGACACUAUUGAGCAUGUCCGAUACAGGAUACUAGAACACUUCAACACGACCGCAGAGGACUAUACUGUCAUUUUCACCUCGGGGAGCACAGCUGCGUUGAAGCUGGUGGGCGAAGCCUUCCCUUGGAAUCCCACAACCUCAGAGCACCCCGGGAGUCGAUUCCAUUAUCUGACGGACAGCCACACCUCCGUGGUGGGCCUUAGGGCGAUCGCCGACCCCUUAAACGUAGUUUCCACCCCCGUGAAUCCGAGGGAGAUCCUGCUGAUGGCGAAGAGGAGAGACAGUCCCAGAGAACCCAGCUGCAAGACUCCGCAUCUCUUUUGCUAUCCGGCUCAGAGUAAUUUUUCAGGGACCAGAUAUCCUCUCUCCUGGAUCCGGGAGGUGAAGGCGGGAAAUCUCUCUCCCAUGACCGAGCCGGGAGAGUGGUUUGUGCUCCUGGAUGCGGCCAGCUAUGUCAGUACUUCCCCGCUGGACCUCACCUCUCAUCCGGCUGACUUCGUCCCCGUCUCGUUUUAUAAGAUUUUUGGAUUCCCUACUGGCUUAGGGGCUUUGCUGGUGAACAGUCGAAUAGCUCCCUUCCUGAGGAAAACUUACUUUGGCGGAGGGACGGCUUCCGCCUACUUGGCCGGAGAAGACUUUUACAUCCCACGCCAAUCAGUAGCAGAAAGAUUUGAAGAUGGCACAGUUUCUUUCCUUGAUAUCAUAGCACUGAAGCACGGGUUUGACACUCUGGAAGCGCUCACAGGGGGGAUGGAGAAGAUUAAGCAGCACACGUUCACGUUGACUCGCUACACCUACACAGUCUUGGCUUCCCUCCGCUACCCGAACGGAGCCCCCGUGGUUCGCGUUUACAGUGACACAAAAUUCGACAAUCCCGAUACCCAGGGCCCCAUCAUCAAUUUCAAUGUUCUGGACGAAAACGGCUAUGUCAUUGGCUAUUCCCAGGUGGAUAAAAUGGCCAGUCUCCACAACAUCCAUCUCCGGACGGGCUGUUUCUGUAACACUGGGGCCUGCCAGCAGCAUCUGGAGAUGAGCAACGAAACCAUCAAGAGAAACCUUCAGGCUGGCCACGUCUGCGGAGAUAAUAUGGACAUCGUUGACGGGCAGCCCACGGGGUCGGUGAGAAUAUCGUUUGGGUACAUGUCCACGGUGGCUGACGCCCAAGCCUUUUUGAAGUUCAUCGUAGUGACCAGGCUGCUGAAAUCCAACGCGAUUAGUCCCUCUCCAGCAACCCUGCAAGAACUGACUUCCGGGUCAAAGGGAUCUUUAGCCUUGAAUGUACGUGCCAACGGGAAAGAGUCAAAUGACAUUUCCCGAGAAGAUCUCCCCUCAGAUCUGGAGCUGGGGAGUGGUUUGGCCGGUGACACGAGGAUCCUCAAGAUGGAGUCAGACAGGAGCAGCCUGGCUUCCUCAGAGGCAGUGAGGCAAGGGGGCCUCCUCAAACCGGUCACUGUCACCAACAUUUAUAUUUAUCCGAUCAAAUCCUGCGCUGCGUUUGAGGUUACUCAGUGGCCUGUCGGAGAUCGAGGACUGCUGCAUGAUCGCACCUGGAUGAUUGUCAACCAAAAUGGAGUUUGCCUGAGCCAGAAACAGGAGCCUCGGCUGUGUCUCAUACGCCCUUCAAUUGACCUGAAGCAAGACAUCAUGGUCCUCAAAGCAGAAGGGAUGGAACCGAUCACCGUUCCUCUAGAGAGGGAGAGUGGAGUAGGGAAUCAGAUUUGUCAAAGAAAAGUCUGCGGAGAUAGGGUGAACACUUACGACUGUGGAGAAGAAAUUGCAGACUGGUUGACUGAGUUUUUUGGGCGCCAAUGCCGCUUGACCAAGCAAAGUUCGGAUUUCAGAAGAACUGCAAAUAAGAAACAAGUUAAAGAACUGUCGUCAAGCCCAGCGGCCUCGCUUUCUCUGGUAAAUCAAGCUCAAUAUCUCUUGAUAAACACCGCAAGUAUUUGGGAACUUCAGCAGCAGUUAAACAACAGAGUGGAGAACCGGAGUGAAGAAUUAUUUGAAAUAAAGGAACUCAUCUCUCGCUUCCGGGCCAACAUUGUUAUCAAUGGAACCGAGGCUUUUGAAGAAGAGAUGUGGGCAGAGGUUCGCAUUGGCACUCUACAUUUACAGGUUUUGGGCCCAUGUCACAGGUGCCAAAUGAUUUGCAUUGAUCAAGGAAACGGACAGGGAAACAAAGACGUUUUCCAGACUCUAUCUGCCAGUCGAGACAGAAAGGUUAAUUUUGGAAUAUACCUGAUGCAACGCUCUUCAGAUGUGUCUCCUCCUCGUCUCUUGUCUGUGGGAACUCCAGUGCUCUCUGUGUUGAAGGAGGAUGAGAAAACACACGGUUGACCAGGGUGUGAACAGAAGAUGCCAGGAUAACACCUGGGCAAGAUUGACAGGCCAAACAGACUCUCUCACCCUGUGCCAGCUUCCUCCUACCCCAGGACUGUAAAGUAACCACUGCCAUGUUUCCUGGAGAACUGACUCCAAAAG
This is a messenger RNA of Tachyglossus aculeatus (Australian echidna), 2863 nucleotides long. RefSeq names its product molybdenum cofactor sulfurase (gene MOCOS). Gene Ontology annotation, molecular function: molybdenum cofactor sulfurtransferase activity; pyridoxal phosphate binding; molybdenum ion binding. Gene Ontology annotation, biological process: Mo-molybdopterin cofactor biosynthetic process. The record is from RefSeq and is a predicted model, not a curated record. Bases 71 to 2719 code for a protein of 882 amino acids. The transcript has 15 exons. NCBI's taxonomy places the organism in Eukaryota, Metazoa, Chordata, Mammalia, Monotremata, Tachyglossidae.